Pecten maximus is the source of this 1682-nucleotide messenger RNA. RefSeq lists its product as uncharacterized. The transcript has 2 exons. The record is from RefSeq and is a predicted model, not a curated record. NCBI's taxonomy places the organism in Eukaryota, Metazoa, Mollusca, Bivalvia, Pectinida, Pectinidae. The coding region runs from base 135 to 1286 and encodes 383 amino acids.
GAUCCAGAAACAAAACAAUCAUGGCGGCCUAUAUGUUUUGAAACAAACUUCGAUCGGAGGACAAUCGGAAUAUCAAUCAUACCAGGAGAGUACUUGUUUUUUCCAAUAUAUCUACCGUUAUUAAAUCACAAAGCAUGCCUCCAAAAAGAAAGGCGGCACGAAAUCAUGCCACAAUACCUUCCCGGCCUCGGUUGGCAGCAACAACCAAUGAUGAUGAUUUGACUGCUCCUGAUGGGCCACAGCCAGUCAAUCUACAACAGGGCAGACUCAUACCGGAAGCUGAGGUAGAACAGCUGAUACAGAGGGCCGUACAGCAAGGGGUUGAAGCUGCUUGUAGGCAGAUUUUCCCCCAAAUAACAAACAACACAACUGCUACACCAGCCGUUGAACAGCAAGGGCCAGCAGCAACUGCAACCGGUCAGGCCUCUGGCUCAAUGCCACAAAUGGACGAAGCCGUUGGUGAGGAUACAGUGUUACGGACUGCCAUAGAUGUGGCAGCUACUGUGUCACAGGUCGCCCCAGCUAAUGACAGUGAUUAUGUGCCAUUCAGGUCUACAGCAAUCCCACUGCCAGCACUAGUAGCUCAACCUAUUAAGGACAAAAUUUGGGCUGGUGAAUUCAUUGAAAUCUCAAUGAUUGACAAGAAAGAUCACGAGAGCUUUGAACAAGUAAUAAAGUACAUUGCUGGGGCUCCUGUGGUGCAGUGGGUGCCCAAACAUAGGACAAAGACACUGUCCUUGGAUCAAUGGACCAAUAAUUUCCACAUAUAUGCAACCAUAUACUGUGAAAAGAAACCAGAGAAAUUUGCCAGUCUCCUUAAAUACAUGUCAAUUAUUAGAAAAUUAGCAAGUAAGGGUGCAGAUUGGCAGUUUUAUGACUGCUCCUUUAGAAGGUUACAGGCCACAAAUGGGGAUCAGGGCUGGGAAAGAGUCGAAUGGGAGCUAUGGCACGAAGCCAUUAUACGCAAAGUAGGACAAAGUUCGACCUCAGCAAAGCAUUUAUCUGUUCCACACCCCAAGGGUUUUUGUUUUAAAUUUUUAGAAGGAAAACCGUGUCCGGGUCCAGAAGGGGGAUGUCAACAUUUUCAUGGGUGUACCACAUGUCAGGGUAAUCACCACCCAGGUACCUGCCAUGGCUCUUCCCAAGCCCCACGUUCACAUUUUGGUGUGACACCAAAUUUUCGUCCCCAACGAUUCAAUUUUCAAGCCCCAUCAGGUCGUUAUCAACCAUACUCACCAAGAACACGUGGUAACUUCAGAAGUCGUCACCCCUAUCAUCGCCGAUAGACUAGCAGUUAUGUUAGAAGGCUAUGAUAAUGAGAAAAAGCAAUAUCUUGUUCAGGGAUUUAAGGAAGGGUUUCGCAUUCAUUAUGAUGGGGGAGAAUUUAAGCCCACUUGUCAGAACCUAAAAUCCGCAAAAGAGUUUCCUCACAUUAUCAAAGACAAAUUACAAAAAGAACUUAAGGCUGGGCGUAUAGCAGGACCAUUUAUUACCCCACCAUACAAUGAUUAUCAUACUAGUCCCAUAGGCGUUGUCCCUAAGAAAGAACCUGGUAAAUUUCGCAUGAUCCAUCACCUUAGUCACCCAAAAGGCUUUUCAAUCAAUGAUGGAAUCAGCCCAGAAUCAUCAACUGUCCAAUAUGCCACCAUAGCUGAUGCUAUAGGAAAAAUUAAACAGUUGGG